AUGGGAAGUAAUAUUAAAUUUUCGAUUUAGACUCAUGUUUUGAAAAAAGGGCAGUGAUGCCAAAAGAAAAAAGAACUUAUAAAGAAUUGGUAAUCGAGGCUUUAUAAAGUGGACUUUAAAUUUUAGCUUAAACAGAAUGCAUUAGUAAUUGAGAUUUAUUAUCUUAGUAAAUAUUGAUAUUGAUCCUUAAAAUUCUAAAUUAAACGAAAUGAUUAAAUAAGUGUAAAAUUGAAAUGAAUAAUUAGAUUAUUAGAGGAAAAAUAAAAAGAUUCAAAUAUUGAUGAUCUUAGUGAAAUCAGUGAAAGGGAAUAAGAAAACCUUGAUCUUGAGUUAGGAGUAUGGAAAAUUUAGAAACUUAGAAAGAGAUUGUUUCAACAUACUAAUUAUAUUGCUCAUCUAAAAAUAGACACAGAAGUAAAUUUUAUUAUAUAAAAAAAUAGAUUAGUUAAGAAAAUAUGAUCAAGAUAUACAAUGAAUUGUAAAAUAUUUGUUUUCAAUUAUUUUAGAUUUUCAAAACUAGCAUAGAAGAAUAUUUAAUAUGUAGUAAUGCCUUAAAUGUGGAUAAAUGAAUAUUAAUACAAAGUAACAAUGAGAGAAAAUUCAGAUGCCUUAUUUGAUUAAUUAUUCACAUGGAGAAAUUAAGAUUAAAAAUAUAGAGCUACUUUUAUAGUAUUUCAUACAUAAACUGAAUAAGUAAUAUUAAUUAUAUAAAAGGCGAUUUAAAUAGUAGAUUCGUUUUUGAUGAUAUAUAAUUUAUAUAAUCCUGUUAUUGUUGAAAAUCAAUCAUUAUAAUCAAAUAACAUAAACGAUGAAGAUAUGGAUGAAGAUUAAAAAAUGCUUUAAUGA
Paramecium sonneborni is the source of this 846-nucleotide messenger RNA. The record is from the annotation of a GenBank genome assembly. NCBI's taxonomy places the organism in Eukaryota, Ciliophora, Oligohymenophorea, Peniculida, Parameciidae.